AUGACCUCACAUACGCAGUCGCAGCGCUACCUCAGCACCCGAGGAGGCUCAUAUGAUUUCUCCUUUGAAGAUGUCGUCCUGAAGGGCCUCGCGGCCGACGGCGGCCUGUUCAUUCCUGAGGAAAUUCCCGCCUUGCCGCAAGACUGGCAAACGACAUGGAAAGACCACAGCUUCCAGCAGCUCGCUUUGGAGAUCUUCAGCCUUUACAUCUCACCCUCAGAGAUCCCGCGAAAAGACCUCGAAGGCAUCAUCGAACGCAGCUACGCUGGCUUCCGCGCACCCAACGUCACGCCCAUCCGUACUCUCGACAGCAAGAAGAACCUUCACCUGCUCGAGCUCUUCCACGGACCGACGUUCGCGUUCAAGGAUGUCGCAUUGCAGUUCCUCGGCAAUUUGUUCGAAUACUUCUUGGUCAGGAGGAAUAAGGGGAAAGAGGGAGAUGACCGGGAGCAUUUGACUGUAGUCGGUGCGACGAGCGGAGAUACUGGAUCGGCGGCCAUCUAUGGCUUGCGAGGCAAGAAGGAUGUGUCGGUGUUUAUCAUGUUCCCCAAGGGCAAAGUCAGCCCGAUUCAAGAGGCACAGAUGACCACUGUUUUGGAUGCCAAUGUGCACAACCUCUCGGUUGAGGGCACGUUCGACGAUUGCCAGGACAUCGUCAAGGCUUUAUUCAACGACCCAGAGAUCAACCAGACCCACAAGCUGGCUGCGGUCAACAGCAUCAACUGGGCACGUAUCCUCGCUCAGAUCACCUACUACUUCCACUCAUACUUUACUCUUGCACGACAAACCUCGACACCGAACCCCAAGGUUCGUUACGUGGUUCCCACUGGAAAUUUCGGUGACAUCCUCGCCGGUUACUUUGCGACUCGUAUGGGCCUGCCCACCAACAAGCUCAUCAUUGCGACCAACGAGAACGACAUUCUGCAUCGCUUCUGGAGGACUGGACACUACGAGAAGAAGCCGGUGCACGGUCGCGAAGCCGAAGGCGGAUUUGAGGAGGACGGCGUCAAAGCGCACGAGGAGGGCGUCAAGGAGACCCUCGCGCCGGCCAUGGACAUUCUCGUGAGCUCGAACUUUGAGCGUCUGCUAUGGUUCCUUGCGCUGCAAACGAACACCGAGCACGAUCGCGCCGCUGCUGGUGCUCAGGUCAAGAGUUGGCUCGAAGCCCUUAAGACAUCCGGCGGUUUCGGCGUCGACCCAGCCAUCCUUUCCGCCGCCAAGGUCCAUUUUGCCAGCGAGCGUGUGAGCGACAAGCAGACCCUGACCACCAUCACGAACACCUAUCUCCAGCCUCUGGAACCGCGCCGCGCCGACGAGACCGAGCUACCCACCCGUGGCUCCGAACAUGAUGGCCACUACAUCCUCGAUCCCCACACCGCCAUCGGCGUCGAGGGCGCCCUCCGCUCCAUCUCGACCAUCGGCGCCAGCGAAGGUGAAGUCCACCACAUCGCCUUGUCGACUGCGCACCCUGCCAAAUUCGCCAACGCCGUCGAGCUCGCGCUGCGCGACCAACCGGGUUUCUCCUUCGAGACGGUUCUGCCGGUGCAAUUGCAGGGUCUGGAGUCGAUGGAGAGGCGCGUCACGGAUUCCCCGGCGGACUGGAAGAAAGUCCGCGAGAUUGUGGUGAGGGAGGUGGCAGAGGAGAAGGCGGCUUUGACGCGGUAGAUAGGGGUUUAAGAUUUACAUAUUUGUUUUGUUGUCGCCUCGCUUUUUGAGUCUUGGGGAUGUGCUAUGAAGGAAAUGGUAGAAAAAGUUGCUGAGGUGCUUUGAAUACAUGCAUUUAUUGUUGUUCGUUGAUCACC
Dissoconium aciculare CBS 342.82 is the source of this 1802-nucleotide messenger RNA. Its product is annotated as threonine synthase-like protein. Lineage: Eukaryota; Fungi; Ascomycota; Dothideomycetes; Mycosphaerellales; Dissoconiaceae. The transcript has 3 exons. Gene Ontology annotation, molecular function: threonine synthase activity; pyridoxal phosphate binding. The coding region runs from base 1 to 1665 and encodes 554 amino acids. The record is from RefSeq and is a predicted model, not a curated record. Gene Ontology annotation, biological process: L-threonine biosynthetic process.